Lathyrus oleraceus (garden pea) is the source of this 1930-nucleotide messenger RNA. Its product is annotated as WUSCHEL-related homeobox 1. Bases 474 to 1595 code for a protein of 373 amino acids. Gene Ontology annotation, biological process: plant organ development. Gene Ontology annotation, molecular function: DNA-binding transcription factor activity; DNA binding. The transcript is spliced from 4 exons. The record is from RefSeq and is a predicted model, not a curated record. NCBI's taxonomy places the organism in Eukaryota, Viridiplantae, Streptophyta, Magnoliopsida, Fabales, Fabaceae.
AUGAAUGAGUGAGGUGAGAGAGAGAGGAGAGAGAGAGAGGCAGGCAGUUCGGAUUUAGAAUUAGUGUGAAAGGAACGAGACGUGAAGAGAACAAUAAAUGAGGUGAUGAUAACCCUCAUCAUCGUCACGUCGUUUUUCAUUCUCUUCUCCCAAUAACAAUCUCCCAGAAUUCCACGCUCUCUCUCUCUCUCUCUCUUCUCUCUCUCUAAAGCCUAGUCAACUUCAUCUCUUCUUUGUCCCAUAUUAAUCCAACAAUAACAAAAUAUACUCUCUCUCUCUAUCUCUAUCUAUCUCUUCUACAAUGCUUCAUCAUCAUCAACCUAUUUACAAAUUACCAUAACCUCACUCUCUUCCAACUACAUUUCUAUAUCUAUCAACCAUCCCUACUUUUCCUCUAUCAUUUCAUUCUUUUUCUAACUUCAUUCUUUUCUUCUAUUUAUAACCUUUUCUAUUAUAAUAUUCAUUCUCACAUUAUGUGGAUGGUAGGUUACAAUGAAGGUAAUGACUUCAACAACAUGGCUGAUUAUCCUUUCAAUGGAAGAAAACUCAGACCUCUCAUUCCAAAGCCUCUCACCUCUUCUUCUCCUAACAACAACAUUUCAACUUCCACUACUCCUUCCUUAAACCGCAUUCAUGGCUCCAAUGAUUUCUUUUCACAAUAUCACAAUCUUCACCAAGUUGGAGAUCAAAGUAAGAGACCGGAGAUGAAUAACCCGGCUGCGGCUGCAGUUGUGGUGAGUUCGAGAUGGAAUCCGACACCGGAACAGUUAAGAGCGCUUGAAGAAUUAUACAGAAGAGGAACAAGAACACCAUCUGCUGAACAAAUCCAACAAAUCACAGCACAGCUUAGAAGAUUUGGAAAAAUUGAAGGAAAGAAUGUUUUCUAUUGGUUUCAGAAUCACAAAGCAAGAGAAAGACAGAAACGACGGCGUCAAAUGGAGUCAGCUGCUGAGUUUGAUGGUUCUCUUGAAAAGAAAGACCUAGGCUCAAGUAGGACAGUCUUUGAAGUUGAACACACCAAAAAUUGGCUACCAUCCACAAACUCCAGUACCAGUACUCUUCCUCUUGCAGAGGAAUCUGUUUCAAUUCAAAGGAUAGCAGCAAAAGCAGACCAGUACUCUAGAACAGAUGGAUGGGUCCAAUUCGAUGAAGCAGAAAGAAAAAACUUUAUGGAAAGGAAUGCCACGUGGCAUAUGAUGCAGUUAACUUGUCCUACCUUCAUAAACACCGCACAAUAUCCUAAUAAUUCUAAUUACAUCUCUUCUACAGCAACAGCUAGCAUGGCCACCACCACCUCUAGCACAGUAACAACUAGACUCAUGGACCCAAAACUCAUCAAGAGGACACAUGAUUUGAGCUUAUUCAUUUCACCUUUCCACUUAAGCAGUAGUAGAAUCAACAAUAGUAGUCACACUCAGCAUGAAGAUCAUUGUUUGGAAUCUGCUCAAACACUUCAACUUUUCCCAAUAAGGAACGAAGGAGAUAAUGGAUGCAGUGAUGAUAGCAUUAUUAACCAACACAAAGAGACAGAGAUAUCAGCUUCAGCAAUGAAUGCACCAAACCAGUUUAUUGAGUUUCUACCUUUGAAGAACUGAUUAGAAUAUAUUAUAUUAUAUAAUAAACAAGAGUUUGGUAUGCAUGUCAAAUGACAGGUUUGUAUGUUAGGUGUUGGAUUUUGUUGGAAAAUAGCACUAGUUUUUAUUGUUAUUGAUGUUAUGUUUCAAGAAAUUGGUGGUGUAAUAGACACUGAGUUGAAUGAGGUAUUUUCCUUUAAAUGCAUUUGGACUAUGUUGGUUAGUGUUUAUUAUAGGGCUUAUUAGAGUAAGUUGAUUAUUAUGUAUACACAUGUUGGUUCUGAUAUAUGAAGAAUGGGAAACGAAGAAUUAAAUGAAGAAUGUAUAAGGAAUUUGAUGUGAGGGUUUGAUUUUGA